Chinchilla lanigera (long-tailed chinchilla) is the source of this 1243-nucleotide messenger RNA. RefSeq names its product retention in endoplasmic reticulum sorting receptor 1 (gene Rer1). The transcript is spliced from 7 exons. Lineage: Eukaryota; Metazoa; Chordata; Mammalia; Rodentia; Chinchillidae. Gene Ontology annotation, biological process: retrograde vesicle-mediated transport, Golgi to endoplasmic reticulum; protein retention in ER lumen. The record is from RefSeq and is a predicted model, not a curated record. Bases 16 to 732 code for a protein of 238 amino acids. Gene Ontology annotation, cellular component: Golgi membrane.
GCCCGUGGGGUCCUGAUGUGUGCUUGGGUGACGGUAGUAUGGGUACAGUGUGCAAAGGCCAAGUGGGGAUCUUCAGCCGUCACUCGCAUCAGAAGGAGGAACCCAGGGUGGAGCCUGGCCUUGGAGGACCCGAGUUGCAGAAUGUCUGAAGGGGACAGCGUUGGAGAUUCUGUCCAUGGGAAGCCGUCCGUGGUGUACAGAUUUUUCACGCGCCUGGGACAGAUUUACCAGUCCUGGCUGGACAAGUCCACACCUUACACAGCUGUGCGGUGGGUGGUGACGCUGGGCCUGAGCUUUGUCUACAUGAUCAGAGUUUACCUGUUACAGGGCUGGUACAUCGUGACCUACGCCCUGGGGAUCUACCACCUCAACCUCUUCAUAGCGUUCCUCUCCCCCAAAGUGGAUCCCUCCCUGAUGGAAGACUCAGACGAUGGCCCUUCGUUACCAACCAAGCAGAACGAGGAAUUUCGUCCCUUCAUUCGAAGGCUUCCAGAGUUCAAAUUUUGGCAUGCAGCGACGAAGGGCAUCCUUGUGGCGAUGGUCUGCACCUUCUUCGAGGCUUUCAACGUGCCAGUGUUCUGGCCGAUCCUGGUGAUGUACUUCAUCAUGCUUUUCUGUAUCACAAUGAAGAGGCAAAUAAAGCACAUGAUUAAAUACCGGUACAUACCAUUCACACACGGGAAGAGGAGAUACAAAGGGAAGGAGGACGUGGGCAAGACGUUUGCUAGUUAGAAGCUGGACUGAGUCACUCACGUGGUCAAGACCGGUUUUGAGCCAUUGUAACAAUGCCUUUUUCUUCACAUAAAGUAGUUGAUUAUGAGGGAGUCGAAUUUUCUUUUUAAAAAGAAGCCUCAAUGAUUUGUAACUGAAGUAUCAGGUUCUUGAAGAAACUGGCAUUUAAACCAAAUUGAGAUUUCCUCUUCAGCGAUGUUCACGUUUCCCAGUGUAUGGAAUUGUAGUAAACUGUGGGCUUGGGGCCGGGGCGACGGGGGAGGGAGGGUGGGCAGGAGCCAGGCCGCCUUCCUGCUACCCCCGCCCCGCCUGUGGGCCCGAGCCAGCCCAGCUGGUGUGGGAGAGGGGCGAGGCUGUGAAGGCCGAGCUCAGGGCCUGCGUCCUCACACCAGUUUCCACACUUCAUCUCACUGGAGAUGGCUCAUGUUGGCCUCACUCAAAGAUGACUUUGUUCUUAACUACCCUGCUUCUGAGGGCCUGGAAUUAUAAAUAUAUAUAUAUUCUAUUUUAA